This is a messenger RNA of Moesziomyces antarcticus, 4206 nucleotides long. Its product is annotated as cytoplasm protein. Lineage: Eukaryota; Fungi; Basidiomycota; Ustilaginomycetes; Ustilaginales; Ustilaginaceae. Gene Ontology annotation, biological process: oligosaccharide metabolic process; protein N-linked glycosylation. The transcript has a single exon. Gene Ontology annotation, cellular component: endoplasmic reticulum membrane. The record is from RefSeq and is a predicted model, not a curated record. Bases 1 to 4206 code for a protein of 1401 amino acids. Gene Ontology annotation, molecular function: Glc3Man9GlcNAc2 oligosaccharide glucosidase activity.
AUGGCGUCGCAUCUGCGCAAGGUGUUUGGCUCCGGCCGCACAAAGUCGUCGGCCAGCCACGGACGCGGCGCUUCCGAAGGCGACCCUCCCAGCUCCACCCCCAGCUCGCCCGCUGCUUCGCUGGGCAAGGCCGCCUCGAGGGCGUUCGGACGCUCCGACCGAGGCGCCUCGCCCAGUCCUGCACCCUCCUCGCCCGCUCCCGCCUCGUCGUCGGCGCUGCCGCCCACCACUCCUUCCAAGAGCUCCACCACCACCACCACCGCCGCCACUCCCAACACGCAGUCGGCUAUCCCGUCGCCCUCGCCGCGCACUGCCUCCAAGCCUUCCACGCCCACGGCCCAGUCGCAGCUGCCUCCUCCUCCCACGCCCGCCAAGAGCGACAACACGGACGCGGCCACCCCGACGCAGCCCCAGUCCUCGGCAGCCACGCCCACCGCUGAGAAGGCCACGCCCGUAGACGCUUCUCCUGCUGCUCCUGCUGCUUCUGCCCAGGCCGCUGCCACUCCCGCUGCCGCUGCCGAGACUACACCCAAGAUGGAGACCUCCAAGCCGCUCACCAUCAACAUCCCAGCCGCAAACCAGCAGGAACCCGCGCAGCCCGCCGCCGAGCUCCCCAAGAAGCAGCUCAAGUCCGAAAACCGCGCCGCCACCAACGGCAGCACCAACACCAACAUCGAGACCAACGGUGUCGGCCCCACCGACCGCGACGACCUCACCCCCGUCGGCGGCCUCAACAACAAGUCCUCCUUCCACUCGCGCACCACCGCCGACCAGUUCCGUGCCGAGUAUCACCCGGACAACGCCUCCAAGUACGCAAACCCCAAACACUACUCGGCUCGGCCCGAGACCUACCACCGGAAGUCGUUCAGCGCCGCUCCCUCGUCCAUGGGUGAGGCCACCCCGGCCGGAUCGCGUCGCCCCUCUGGCAGCGAGCACGACAUCGGUCACGGCCGUGGCCCCACCGCCAACCUCAACCACGCCGUCGACGCGCGCCACGGCCACAGCCACAGUGGCCACCACCACGGCCACCACUGGGUCUCGGCCGAGGACAAGCGUCUGCAGGAGGAUGCCGACAAGAAGCGCCACUGGAAGCGUUGGGGCCCCUACCUCAGCGAGCGCCAGUGGGGCACCGUCCGCGAGGACUACUCGGCCAACGGCGACGCCUGGUCCCACUUCCCGCACGAGUCCGCCCGCAGCCGCACCUACCGAUGGGGCGAGGACGGCCUGGCGGGUCUCUCGGACAACCACUGCCGCAUGGGCCUCAGCCUCGCGCUCUGGAACGGCAAGGACCGCAUGCUCAAGGAGCGCCUCUUUGGUCUCGCCAACAACGAGGGCAACCACGGCGAGGACGUCAAGGAGCUCUACUGGUACCUCGACAGCACCCCCACCCACAGCUACAUGAAGAUGCUCUACAAGUAUCCGCAGGAGUCGUACCCGUACGAGCUCUUUGUGCGCGAGUCGCGCAACCGCAGCCGCGACGUCGCCGAGUUCGAGGUCACCGACACCGACCUCUUUGACGAGGACAAGUACUGGGACGUCUUUGUCGAGUACGCCAAGGACGAGGACGAGGAGAACGCCAUCUCGAUCCGCAUCAGCGCCUACAACCGCGGCCCCGAGCCCGCCGACCUCCACAUCCUGCCCCAGCUCCUCUUCCGCAACUACUGGUUCUGGCCCAAGGAGGAGCCUGCCAAGCCCCAGAUGAAGCAGACCGGCGACUACGUCAUCCAGGCGGACCAUCCGGAGCUCGGUCGCUACCACCUCUACUGCUCCACCAGUCCGGCGCCCAGCGCUCCGCCCGCCAAGCGCGGCCAGGCGCCCGAGCCCAUCUCGGACGAAGAGGUGGUGCCCGAGCUCCUCUUCACCGAGAACGAGACCAACUUUGAGCGUCUCUACAACGGCAACAACCGCAACGUCUACGCCAAGGACGCCUUCCACGACCACAUUGUCCCCGCCCACCGCAUGGAGAAGGACCGACCCAAGGCGAUCGAGCGCACGCGCAAGAUCAAGAAGACCGUGGUGCGCCAGGAGCGCCGCCCCAUCCCUCGCGACGAGGCUGCCAAGACCGACGCUGCGCCCAAGGCCGACGGCGCCUCGGCCGAUGCUCAGCCCGAGGCUGCCGCCGCCGAGGACCAGUUUGGCUCCACCGGCCCCACGAGCGAGCAGGAGUACGAGGUGGUGGACAUCGAGGAGGAGGUCGAGGAGGAGGAGACCUACUUUGAAGACCCCGACGAGUCGACGCCACCGCGCGACUACGUCAACCCGCAGAAGAAGGGUACCAAGGCGGGCGCGCACUACGUCUUCCGCCAGGUGCCGCCGUUUGGCGGCUGCGCCGUGGUGCGCAUGAAGCUCACGCCUCGAACGCCGUCGGAGGAUGCGGCGAUCGACGACGACGAGCAGUUUGACAACACGGUCGAGUCGCGCCGCUCCGAGGCCGACGAGUUCUACGCCAAGCUCAUCAGCGGGCCCAUGUCGGACGACAUGAAGAACGUCAUGCGCCAGGCGCUCGCCGGCAUGCUGUGGAACAAGCAGUUCUACAUGUUCAUCCAGCCCGAGUGGCUGCGCGGCGACCCGGGCCAGCCGGCACCGCCGCCGGAGCGCAAGCGCAUCCGCAACCACGACUGGCGCCAUCUGCACAUGGAGGACAUCCUCUCGAUGCCCGACAAGUGGGAGUAUCCGUUCAGCGCCGUGUGGGACAGCGCCUUCCACUGCAUCCCGCUCGCCAUGGUCGACCCGGCGUUUGCCAAGAAGCAGCUCGACCUCUUCACGCGCGAAUGGUACAUGAAGCCCGACGGCGCGCUGCCGGCGUACGAGUGGAACUUUUCGGACGUCAAUCCGCCCGUGCAUGCGUGGGCGACGUUCCGCGUGUUCAAGAUCGAGCGCAAGAUGUUUGGGCGCGAGGACCUCGACUUUUUGGAGCGCGUCUUCCAGAAGCUGCUCAUCAACUUUACCUGGUGGGUCAACCGCAAGGACUCGAGCGGCUCCAACGUGUUUGAGGGCGGCUUCCUCGGCCUCGACAACAUCGGACCCUUCAACCGCUCCGAGCCGCUGCCCACGGGCGGCACGCUGCGCCAGGCCGACGGCACGGCGUGGAUGGCGUUCUAUGCGCUCAACAUGCUCAACAUGGCGCUCGAGCUGGCCAAGCACAAUCCGACGUACGAGGACAUUGCGUCCAAGUUCUUUGAGCACUUUAUCUUCAUCUCGGACGCCAUGUCGUUCCAUCAGGCCGACGACGAGGAGGGCAUCAGCCUGUGGUCGGACAAGGACGGCUUCUAUUACGAUGCCAUCCAGUGGGGCCCCGGCCACAGCCAGGUGAUCCCGGUCAAGAGUCUGGUGGGUCUGAUCCCGCUGUAUGCGACGCUGACGAUCGAGCCGUCGGCGCUGAAGCGGUUCCCGAGCUUUGCGAAGCGCAUGCAGUGGUUCCUGGACAACCGGCCCGAGAUGGCGGACCGCAACAUUGCCAACAUGCAGGUGGGCGGACGCGGCGACCGACGACUGCUGUCGAUGGUGAGCCGCGAGCGGCUGGAGCUCAUCCUCAAGCGCAUGCUGGACGAGAACGAGUUCCUGUCGCCGCACGGCGUGCGCUCGCUCAGCAAGGACCACCAGAAGAAUCCCUUCCACGUCAACGUCGGCGGCGAGGAGUUUGGCGUGGGCUACUGGCCCGGCGACUCGCACAGCCCCAUGUUUGGCGGCAACUCCAACUGGCGCGGUCCGAUCUGGAUCUGCGUCAACUUCCUGCUCAUCGAGUCGCUCCAGCGCUUCUACCAGUACUACGGCGACAGCUUCAAGGUGGAGUGUCCGACGGGCAGCGGCGACUACAUGCAUCUGGGCCACGUGGCCGAGGAGCUGUCGCACCGUCUGCUCGGCAUCUUCCUGCGCGACGACCAGGGCCGCAGGGCCAACAACGGCGGCAUCCCCAUGCUCGACUAUGCGCCCGAGUUCCGCGACCUGGUGCACUUUUACGAGUUCUUCCACGGCGACACGGGUAAAGGGCUGGGUGCCUCGCACCAGUGUGGCUGGACGGGUCUUAUUGCGUAUACGAUCUACUCGACCGGAGCGAGCUAUGGACUGGCACAGACGCCGCGCACGCCCAAGUCGACCGCCGCACACUACUUUGACGAGCACCUCACCGAGGACGGACGCUCCGAGGCCGGCAGUGUGCCGUACUCGAACGCCUACUCGCGCCCGCCUUCGCCCGACGAGCUCUGA